This is a messenger RNA of Biomphalaria glabrata, 3958 nucleotides long. RefSeq lists its product as uncharacterized. The record is from RefSeq and is a predicted model, not a curated record. NCBI's taxonomy places the organism in Eukaryota, Metazoa, Mollusca, Gastropoda, Planorbidae. The transcript has 17 exons. The coding region runs from base 227 to 2131 and encodes 634 amino acids. Gene Ontology annotation, molecular function: scavenger receptor activity.
GAUCUAAAUAUACAGGAAAAAAGGAUUUUUCUAAACUGCAUCCAUUGAAAGGUUAAUAAUGUUAGAAUCUAGAUCUACGUCUAUAUUCUUGUAUCAGGCAAAGAGAAACGUUAUAUCCCUACCCUAGCGCUAGAUCUAAACUUGAAUUUAGACUUGUUCUAGGUCUAUAGUUUCUGGAUCAGACAAUGGACUUAAGGAGCAUUCCUAAUUGAUUUCAAGUACACAGAUGUCUACAGUACAUGUCUAUUUGCUGUGCUGCCUCUUCGUGGCCUCUUACGGUUCUGGACAAAUGGGCAGAUACUUCAUCUUUCAAGUUCCUUACCUGAACAAAGUCUCACUCUCUGUACAACUGUACACGUCCUCAGCAGUGCCUGGCAGGAUUCUCCUCUUUGUGUCCCGCUUUCCCCGCAAAGAAGUGUGUAAUGUAACUGUGACGAGAUCUCAACCAAACUAUUGUCAAAUCAAACAAACUCACAGGCAAAACUACACUUAUCCUAUCUGGACCUUCGUGUUGGAGAGUUCGGCUAACUUCGGUGCCACUGUUUCAAUCUUGUCAUCAGGCCUCGUCCUGGACAUAAUGUUGCUGUUUCCGGUGUCUCGGUUCGGCCACAACUACUACGUCAUUACCCCAGCUGGGAAACCAUCCUUCAUCAUAGUCGCAAGCUACAACAACACGUCCGUCUCUGUCAGAUUGGUCAACGCAGGACUUGCUUCGCAACCAAUUCUAGCUAACGGACGAAAUUACACAAAUAACGACCUGAUGGACCUACUUCUGAACAGCGAACAAGGAUUUAUGAUACAACGCUGUAACCAUCACGGCAGUGAAGACUUUACAGGGACGUCAGUAUACGGGGUGAAGCCUAUUGGUUUAAUAUCUGGAGCUUGUGGUGCGAAACAGAACUGUUCAACGCAAGUUUAUAUGAAAAUGUUGGAACCUGAUAACCAAUAUGGCAUGGAGUUUAUCAUAGUCAACUUAUCUAAUCAGGAUAUAGAGGUCAUCGUCAUGACAACGGUGCAAUCAACUCGAUUAAAUCUGACUUUGCAAGAGCAAACAUUAAGCUUGGUAGUAAAAGAAUCAGGCCGUAUAUCCAAAGUGAACAUGACGCAGGGGGACAGUGGCUUCAUGCUGAGUGAUAGACCAAUCAUAUGCUACCUUUUGUACGUACAAUCCUGUCGUCACAAGGAUACUGCGCUUUAUCCCUGGCUGACAACAGUCCAGCCCAACGCUUUAUUUCAUGACACCUAUAUCUGGACAAUCAGAGAUGACAAAGAGAUUUCUGGCUGGUUCCAUAACUUCGUGACAUUCAUUAUACAGACAGAUCAUGCUGACCAACUCACUUUGGAUGGCCGAGUUCUUUCGUCUAGCACCGUGUGGAGCUACGUAGGGCGGUCCAAGAAGUGGACAAACACCAAGCUCUCCCAUGUCAGCAACGGAACUCAUGAAGCCCGGACUGUCCGAGGGGCGCUAUUUGCUUGCUACGUUAGCACAGUCCAUAACAGGGAGCACCUGGUCCAGGGGCUCAGUUUAAAAGCGGAAUGGAGCACUUGGGAUGACUGGGAAUGUCAGCAGCGUUGUGGACCGAGCAAGUUUGUCAGAACAAGAUCGUGCGAGAGUGACAUCGACCUCUACAUGACCGGGACAUUGUGUCCAGGCAACAGCACCGAUACAAAACCUGGAAACUGUAUUGUCCAUUCCAUUUGCCCCCAAGACUGUCCCAACGGAACGUUUGGUAUGGAUUGUCUUGGAAACUGCCGCCAUUGUAUCAAUGGGUGUAACAAGUAUAACGGAUCUUGUGAGAGGUGUCUGCCAGGGUGGCAAGGGGAUAAAUACGGAUGUAAUGUUCAGUGUCCGAAAUGGACGUACGGGUUCUCGUGCGAAGGUCUGUGUGAAACAAAGUGUGCUGGACUUGACUGUUUAGAGCGUGAGUUGGGAACAUGUCCAGAAACCACGUCUGUUCUACCAAUACUGGUCUUCAUGACACUCAUCCCGUACAUAAUUUUUGUGAUUUUCUUCUUUUCCAGGCCUAAAUCAAGGAAACGAUUGAAGAAUAAGAAGACACACAGACAAGGGAAACAACUCCCAAAGACGGCUAAACAAAUCAGGAAACAUUUUACAGAUAGCAGUGUUUGAUUAUAGCCUUGAACUUUCUCAGAGCGCCAGUCAUAUGUGAUGGAAGGGGGGAAAAGCCCAGGAAGCUGUUAACAUUCAGCAGCGAAUCUAAAAAAAGAGCAAUCAUCUAGUAAUAAUAUAAUCAGAAUUGAGUUUCAUAAUUUACUCUGGAUACAUUUGAACAGUGCCGGAUUUAGGAUUGAUAAGACCCUAUACAAUUUGAGAUAUGGGGCCCCGCCCCCUUGUAAUAAACAUAAGGUUGCUUUUUUCUUCAAAACAAUAUUUGGUAUCGCCAGGCAUGUCGGGGCCUUAAGCUAUAGCUUUUGUUUCGUAUAGGCUAAUCCAGUACUGUCCGUGAACACUGUUGGUAGAUAUUCUUUAACAUUAAGUAACAACGUUAAAAUACAUUGGAUACUAUAAAUAUAUAGGCCUAUGUGUGUGUGUAUAUACUCAUGCAUUUUCGGUACGUGACUAGACCUACAUUCUUCUCCUGCUUCCAAUAUUAACACCAAUUAGUAUUUGUGAACUAAAAAAUAAGAGACAUUUGCCCCCCUGAGGCAGUUGGCUAUUAAAUGUAUGUCAUCGUAACUAUUUUUUUCUCUUUACAAAUAAUCAGGUUUUUUUAAUUAAAUGGUAGCGGCUAAUGUCAGAAUCUUGACAAGUAAUGUCAGAACAUAAUUAUAUGUAAUUGUAUAAUUAUAUUAUGCUUUUGUUGUUGUUGUUCAUUUCGUUUUUUUUUAAGCGUGAAUUUAAAAAUAUCACAUAGAUCUAAAUCCUGCAUGAGCACUUGAGCAGUCAUUUUGAAAAUAGGUCAGUUUUUUUUGUGUUUUUUUUUCGCAAGAGAACAGCCUAUAGAGUUUAUUAUACAAAUAAUCUAAUUUUAUUUUAUAUAAAUUAUAGCGCUGUUAAAAAGUCCGUGCACGGAGCUACGAAAAAAAUCAUACCCAGGGCUCCACUUGACUUAAAUCCGGCUCUGUCUACAUUCCAGGAGUAGCAAUGGCACAAUCUUAAAGAGUGUGACAGAUGAAAUUAUAAUGGGAAAUAUUCUCCAAUGGUCCUCGAUCUAAGAUCACGGCCGGUCUUAGGUAAUUGGAGGCCCAAGGCGAAGCGAAUAUAGUGGCCCCAAAUGAAAUAGAAAGCAAAGAAGACUGAAAAAUACGCUAUACCGUCCUUUACCUAUAUAUAAACAAUGGUCUUCUAUUAUCCUGUAGUCUAAUAAGUAAAUCUAAACAAUUGUCUUCUAAAAUCCUGUAGUCUAAUAAGUAGAUCUAAACAUAUUUGUCUUCUAAAAUUCUGUAUAACAAGUAGAUAUAAACAAAGGUCUUCUAACAUCCUGUAAACUAACAAGUAGAUCUAAACAAAGGUCUUCUAACAUCCUGUAGUCUUCUAGCAAGUAGAUCUAAACAAAGGUCUUCUAACAUCCUGUAGUCUUCUAACAAGUAGAUCUAAACAAUGGUCUUCUAACAUCCUGUAGUCUAAUAAGUAGAUCGAAUCUAAGCAUUGGUGGAAAACAUUGGAUCAUAGUAGAGACUUAAAGCUUAGACUAGUAGACACAGAGAGACAUAGGGUUCUGCUGCGUUUGAAAUUGGAUCCAUGUUUCGCAUUUUUUUUUUUUUAAUAUUUGAGCCCUGGGCGAGGCCCCUACCAAUCAGAGACCCUAUGUGGCUGCCUAGUUUGACUAUGCCUAAGGCCGGCCCUGCUAGGAUUGUUCUUGUUUUGUAUUGUUUGGUUAUUGUACUAAGUACACGAGAUUAAACAUUUUUAAUUCAAAUAUACUUUAAAUUUGGUUUAAUCAUUGUCCUACAUUUUGUGCUGAACUUCAAUUUCUAAAAUAAACAUUGAACAGUU